GCCUUUGUUCAGCUUGUAGCAUCGCAGAGAUCCAGUGUGGCUGGCAGCAGGCAGAGGGGGGGAAUCGGCACAAUCUGGGAUCUAUCUGGGAAAAAGGGCUGUCGGUGAGCAAACCGGCUCCAAUCCCCGGCGGAACCUCGACCAACACCCCGCGGAGACUUCUGCUGCGUCUCCCCGCGGCUGGCUGCGCCUUUUCCUCCCAGGAAUCUCCUUGGGAUCUGGAUCCGCUCAGGUGACUGAACCGGCGCUCCUGAGCUGUGCUGAGCCGUUUGCAGACCAAAGAUGGAUCAGCUAUCAGACGAGGAGGUGGAGGUGAGGGGGGAGGAGGAUGAGGAAGAGGAGGACAGCGAUAAGGAGGACCAGGACCUGGAUAAAAUGUUUGGAGCCUGGCUGGGAGAGCUGGACAAGCUCACACAAAGUUUGGAUGAUGGCCGUUCAGAAUGCCCCCCGCAGCAGAAAGCCCCCCUCAGGCAGGAGACCAACAUGGCAAACUUCUCCUACAGAUUCUCCAUCUACAACAUCAACGAGGCCCUGAAUCAGGGGGAGAAUGUUGACCUGAACGCCCUCAUGGCYGACCUGUCCUCCAUUGAGCAGGAGCUCAGCACCAUCAACACCAAGUCCAGCAGCAGCAGCAGCAUGGCCCGGCUGGGACUCACAGACACCAAGGUGCGGCAGAAGCCUCCUGCUGGGCGCAGCAGCAGACAGCAGUCAGCAGGCGGCGGCAGCAGCGUUGGGAACAGCAUGUCGGGCGGGGGGGGCAGCAGCGGGGCGAGCAGCAGCAGCAGCAGCACCAGAGCAUCUCCGGCCGGCACCAUCAGAUCGCCGAGCGGGCAGCAGGGCCGACCGCCGCUGGCCUCCAACUUCAGCCUGGACGACAUCACGGCUCAGCUGGAGAAGGCGUCUCUCAGCAUGGAUGAAGCUGCACGGCAGACCUCCUCCCACUCUCUGAGCUCCGCCUCCUCCUACACAUCAGCCUCGGUGCGACGGCCAGGGGAAACCUCUCUGAUUCUGAGAAACAUUGCAGGAAAGCCCCCCCACCUGCUGACCAAGGUGACUCUCUUCAUUCACUUCUGA
Molecule: messenger RNA, 1074 nt
Organism: Poecilia reticulata (guppy)
Lineage: Eukaryota; Metazoa; Chordata; Actinopteri; Cyprinodontiformes; Poeciliidae
Source: RefSeq, a predicted model, not a curated record